GGAAAUACGAAGUAGAAGAAAAAAAAGUUUUUGUGGGCCACAAAUCGGAUAUCCCCAUUAACAUAAUGGGCCUGUUGGCUUCAUUCGCCCUAAGACUAGCUGUGACUGUGGCCGAAGAACUCUGCAAUGGAAGACGAGAAGAGAGACGGCGGCGGAGGGGAGGAAAACGGCGAGAAGGAAGGGCACCACCUACUGGGUGAACCGACCUUCGUAGUACUGGAGAAUGGGCGCUUCAAGUGCGUGGAGACCGGCCACGAGCUCCCGGCGCACGCCAGGGACUCAUAUGCCCGGAGCAAGCACUGCCGUUUAGGCCUCAUCGAUGCAGCUCUGGCUUCUAAAAAGCCCAUCCUCAACAUGUUCUCUCAAGAUCCUCUUUCCAAGUCAAAAUUAAAAUGCAAGUUGACAGGACUCGUUGUUAACAAAUCUGAGGAGCAUAUUUGGAAACAUAUUAAUGGGAAACGCUUCCUAAGAAUGUUAGAGAAAAAGGAAGCAGAGCAGGAGAUGCCUGAUAAAAUGCUGGAGGAGAAAACAGAACAGCAAGAACAGGAAAAACCAAAGAAGAAAAAGAAAAAGGGGAAAGUAGAAAAAUCUGAGAGCGUUAUAAUAUCUGAAAUGAGAGAUCCUGCAGGUAAUGAGAGUGAUACAGAAGAAGCAGACUUCUGGGAGCCUCCGGUUGGAGAACGUUGGGAUUGUGAUGAUGGGGGAGACAGAUGGGGUUCUGACUCAGAGCCAGAACCAGAAAAUGAUGUUGUCGAUGCUCAAGAUGAAUUGUCUGAAGAGGCUGUCCAUGAGGCAAGAAAACUCUCUAAGCAGACAAAACGGAUGACCAUUGAGAUUGGACCUAGCAGCUUUGCUUCAAGGAAGAAGAAGAAGAAGACAGAUGCCUCAUGAAUAUAUUCUUAAGCGAUAAAAAUACAGUGAGCAUUUAGUGAAAGUGAAACUGAACUACUAAGCAGGUUGCAGGCUAUGUAAGGUUUCAUCACAUGAGUGUAAUUUUUAAGAGACCCUUAAAAAGUAUUUCUGUUAUGUUCUUGACAAACUUUUUUUUAUGGGUGAUAGGAAACAGAAAAGCAUUCCUCCAGACUUGAUCUUCUUUUCUACGGAGUAUAUUUCUUUUCACUGCUCCUAAGUUUUGUUUUUCAGCCAUUGGAUUCUCUAUUCUAUUAUUCUGUAGCAGCCUUACAUUGUGUGAUUUGUGAGGCUUCUCCAUUGCAAUUGUACUUAGUUUUCUUCAUACACAUAAAAACGAUUCGGAAUAUAGAUACAAUUUCAAAAUUGUAUCUAUAUCUGAAGUCUCUGGGACAUUGAU
This is a messenger RNA of Cuscuta campestris, 1309 nucleotides long. NCBI's taxonomy places the organism in Eukaryota, Viridiplantae, Streptophyta, Magnoliopsida, Solanales, Convolvulaceae. The record is from the annotation of a GenBank genome assembly.